CCAGAAAGAAAAAACCAGUCUGUAAAUCAACGAAAUCGCAAUCAUGGUCAUCAAGGUCCACGGCGUUGCGCAGUCAACCUGCACCCAAAGAGUGCUCACCGCUCUUAUCGAAAAGAAUGUCCCCUACGAGCUAGUGAAAAUCGACUUCAUGACCGGGGAACACAAGUCUGAAGCAUUUCUAAAGAUGCAACCCUUUGGAAAAGUCCCCGCUCUUGAAGAAGAUGGCGUUUUUAUCUUCGAAAGUCGAGCCAUUGCCAAAUAUAUCGCCAGAAAGUUUGCUGGUCAGGGAACAAAGCUCAUGCCCGCAGAUGAUGAUUUGAUUGGGUAUGCGCUGUUUGAGCAGGGUUGCUCGUUGGAGAAUGCUUAUUUCGAUAAACCGGCAUCGAGUAUUGCGUACGAGAAGAUGUUCAAGAAGUUCCGAGGUCUUGGAGGGCCCGAUGAGGCAUUGGUGAAGAAAUAUUCCGAUGAUCUUGAUGGAAUUCUUGCCGUCUACGAUGGUAUUUUGGCAAAACAAGCUUACCUUGCUGGUGACAAGGUUUCUCUCGCUGACCUGUUCCAUCUGCCGUAUGGAAACGUGGUGAAGCAGACAGGUGGAGCAGAGCUGUUCGCUAAGCAUCCCAAUGUGGACAGAUGGUUCACUGCACUCGAGAAUCGGGAAAGCUGGGUCAAAAUCGGACAGCUACAGAACUAGAGUACGGGAAAAUGUCUAGAUUAGCCUCCGUCUUGCUUU
This is a messenger RNA of Mollisia scopiformis, 730 nucleotides long. Its product is annotated as putative glutathione S-transferase. Gene Ontology annotation, cellular component: cytoplasm. Gene Ontology annotation, molecular function: glutathione transferase activity; glutathione binding. The record is from RefSeq and is a predicted model, not a curated record. The coding region runs from base 44 to 691 and encodes 215 amino acids. The transcript is spliced from 3 exons. Lineage: Eukaryota; Fungi; Ascomycota; Leotiomycetes; Helotiales; Mollisiaceae.